GGAGGCGGAAGCAGCGACCCGCGGGGCUAGGAGCGAGGCUGGCCCCGGAAGGAGGAGGAAACCCUGAAAAGAAAACAGCAACAAGCCGAGCCGCUGUGACAGAGGGGAACAAAAUGGCGGCGCCGAAGGGGAGCCUCUGGGUUAGGGCCCAACGGGGGCUUCCGCCGCUGCUGCUGCUGACCAUGGCCCUGGCCGGAGGUUCAGGGACCGCUUCGGCUGAAGCUUUUGACUCGGUCUUGGGUGAUACGGCGUCUUGCCACCGGGCCUGUCAGUUGACCUACCCCUUGCACACCUACCCCAAGGAAGAGGAGUUGUAUGCAUGUCAGAGAGGUUGCAGACUGUUUUCAAUUUGUCAGUUUGUGGAUGAUGGAAUUGAUUUAAAUCGGACCAAAUUGGAAUGUGAAUCCGCAUGUACAGAAGCAUAUUCCCAAUCUGAUGAGCAAUAUGCUUGUCAUCUUGGUUGCCAGAAUCAGCUGCCAUUCGCCGAAUUGAGACAAGAACAACUUAUGUCUCUGAUGCCAAAAAUGCAUCUACUCUUUCCUCUCACUCUGGUGAGGUCAUUCUGGAGCGACAUGAUGGACUCUGCACAGAGCUUCAUAACCUCCUCAUGGACUUUUUAUCUUCAAGCUGAUGAUGGAAAAAUAGUUAUAUUUCAGUCUAAGCCAGAAAUUCAGUAUGCACCACAGUUGGAGCAGGAGCCUACACAUUUGAGAGAAUCAUCUCUAAGCAAAAUGUCCUCAGAUCUACAAAUGAGAAGCUCACAAGCGCACAGAAACUAUCUCGAAGACGGAGAAAGCGAUGGCUUUUUAAGAUGCCUUUCUCUUAACUCUGGGUGGAUCUUAACCACAACCCUAGUGCUCUCAGUGAUGGUGUUGCUCUGGAUCUGUUGUGCGACUGUUGCUACAGCUGUGGAGCAGUACGUUCCCUCUGAGAAGCUGAGUAUCUAUGGUGACUUGGAAUUCAUGAAUGAACAAAAGCUGAACAGAUAUCCAUCUUCUUCUCUCGUGAUUGUUAGAUCUAAAAGUGCAGAUCAUGAAGAAGCAGGACCUCUGCCUACGAAAGUGAACCUUGCUCAUUCAGAAAUCUAAGCUUUUUUUUUAAGAUGACUGUAAUAGACAUCUAAAUUUCCAUUCCUCAUAGAGCUUUUAAAAAUGGUUUCAUUGGAUAUAGGCCUUAAGAAAUCACUAUAGAAUGCAAAUAAAGUUAUUCAAAUCUGUGAA
Tupaia belangeri chinensis (Chinese tree shrew) is the source of this 1220-nucleotide messenger RNA. RefSeq names its product transmembrane protein 59 (gene TMEM59). Gene Ontology annotation, cellular component: lysosome; late endosome. The transcript has 8 exons. NCBI's taxonomy places the organism in Eukaryota, Metazoa, Chordata, Mammalia, Scandentia, Tupaiidae. Gene Ontology annotation, biological process: positive regulation of autophagy. The record is from RefSeq and is a predicted model, not a curated record. Bases 114 to 1088 code for a protein of 324 amino acids.